AUGAAGCUGGAGGUAUUCUCGCAGCACUACGAGGACAAGCUGAGCGCCGGCAGCGACCAAGAAGGCAGCGGCUCCCUUUCCCCGGCGCCGGCUGAGAGCGAGCUGGGCUCGGACGGCGACUGCGCCGCCAACAGCCCAGGCGGCGGGGCCGGGCGGCCGGGACACCCUCCGCCGCCUCCCCCCGCCCCGCAGCCGCCGCCGGCGCCGCCGGCCGAGAGCGCAAAGGGCAAGCCGUAUACGCGGCGGCCGAAGCCGCCCUAUUCCUAUAUCGCGCUGAUCGCCAUGGCCAUCCGCGACUCUGCCGGCGGCCGCCUGACCCUGGCCGAGAUCAACGACUACCUGAUGAGCCGCUUCCCCUUCUUCCGCGGCGCCUACACGGGCUGGCGCAACUCCGUGCGCCACAACCUCUCCCUCAACGACUGCUUCGUCAAGGUGCUGCGCGACCCGGCGCGGCCCUGGGGCAAGGACAACUACUGGAUGCUCAACCCCAGCAGCGAGUACACCUUCGCCGACGGUGUCUUCCGCCGCCGCCGCAAGCGCCUCAGCCGCGCCGCCCCGCCGCCACAGCCCGCCCGCCCCGCCGCCGCAGCCCCGCCGCCGCCGCUGCAGGAGGCGGCCGGAGCGGGCGCCGCGUCCCCCGGCGGUUCCCCCGCGCUGCUGCUGCGCUUCCUCGCCCUGCAACUGUGCGCCGGGCCCUGCCGCCAAGGAGGCGGCGGAGGGGGGCGGCGGGGCGGCGGCGGCUGCAACGGGCAGCGGCGGUGCCAAGUUCUCCAGCUCCUUUGCCAUCGAGAGCCUCCUCCGGCGGCCGGCGGGGCCCCGCGCCUCCCCGCAGCCGCCUCCGCCCCCCCGCCCGCCGCCGCCCUCUACGGCGGAGGUCUCCUGCAGCUCUGCGCCUACGGGCUGGGCGAGCCGCUGCUGCUGGCGGGCGGGCGGCAAGCUCUGGCCCACGGCGAGCCGGCGGAGCGGCCGCGGGCUCCGCUCUUCCCCGCCGCCCUCCCCAAAGGCGGGCGGGGGCCGGCACCCGGCUCCCCGCUCUACGGAUCCCUUCGGCUGGCCGGGCCGCUGCAGCCGGCGGCGGGGGGCUCGGCCUCGUUCCAGCCGUACGCCGUGGAGACCCCCCUGGCUUAA
Calypte anna (Anna's hummingbird) is the source of this 1128-nucleotide messenger RNA. It is a transcript of the gene FOXQ1, whose product is annotated as forkhead box Q1. The transcript is spliced from 2 exons. The record is from RefSeq and is a predicted model, not a curated record. Gene Ontology annotation, biological process: cell differentiation; regulation of transcription by RNA polymerase II; anatomical structure morphogenesis. Gene Ontology annotation, molecular function: DNA-binding transcription factor activity, RNA polymerase II-specific; RNA polymerase II cis-regulatory region sequence-specific DNA binding. NCBI's taxonomy places the organism in Eukaryota, Metazoa, Chordata, Aves, Apodiformes, Trochilidae. Bases 1 to 1128 code for a protein of 375 amino acids.